Alternaria postmessia is the source of this 447-nucleotide messenger RNA. It is a transcript of the gene RPL33B, whose product is annotated as 60S ribosomal protein L33B. NCBI's taxonomy places the organism in Eukaryota, Fungi, Ascomycota, Dothideomycetes, Pleosporales, Pleosporaceae. Gene Ontology annotation, molecular function: structural constituent of ribosome. The transcript is spliced from 4 exons. Bases 1 to 447 code for a protein of 148 amino acids. Gene Ontology annotation, cellular component: cytosolic large ribosomal subunit; ribosome. The record is from RefSeq and is a predicted model, not a curated record. Gene Ontology annotation, biological process: cytoplasmic translation; ribosomal large subunit biogenesis.
AUGAAGCAAUUCGUCUUUCUCUUUGGCAACGACGACUUCUCUGUACUAACGACAGCAUCAAACCCCGACCCAGACGUCCCCUUCAUCCCCCCGAGGCCGCCCAAAAAAUUCGCCAUGUCUGCCGACAACAAGUCCCACCGCCUUUACGUCAAGGGCAAGCACAUCAGCUACCAGCGCGGCAAGAGGAACACCAACCCCGGAACUUCUCUGCUCAAGCUUGAGGGCGUCGACGAUGUCAAGGCAGCUCAGUGGUACGCCGGCAAGAGGGUAGCCUACGUCUACCGCGCACAACGGGCGAUCCAAGGCUCCAAGAUCCGCGUCAUCUGGGGCAAGGUCACCCGUCCUCACGGCAACUCCGGUGUCGUCCGCGCCAAGUUCAAGAACAACCUCCCUCCCAAGUCCUUCGGUGCCUCCGUCCGCGUCAUGCUUUACCCUUCUUCGAUAUAA